AAAUGAAGUAAGGCGUAAAAAGAUGACUUUAUAAAGCUAUGUCAAUUACAGCCGCUUUUGGACACUACGGAAUCUAUUCCGAGGCACCUACAAAGGAAUUUUAAGUGAGUACAGAGAGCAAUGGGUAAGAGAAAGCAGGGUGCCCCACAGCGGGCAUCAGCGGACAAACGGCGCUGUCUUGAAUGGAACAUGCUUGAUGGAGUAAACCCUGAAGGGUCAUUGAUUGUACUGGAUGACAAUGACCCUUGCAUCUUAAAUGAGGCACAACAGGUACAAGGGUCUACCCCAGAGACAAAAGCUACAGAAACGUACAACCCACAACAACCACAAUUCUCAACACUGCAAAUGCGAGAAAUGUUUGAUGCCAACAUGAAAUACUGCUCCUACUCGAUAAGAGUGAUGUCGUCUUUGCCAUUUAGGGAGACUGAAUGGCACACAGAGCUAGGUGUAUUUAGUGUAAAGUUGCUACCAAUGAGUGAGGCAGCUGAAUGUCUGCCCAGUGGUCAUGACGAGAUCUGGCUUUAUGUCAGUGAGGUUACAGGCAAAAGCAUGCUGUACAUUGAAGAGGAUGAAAAUGAAGAAAAUCUAUCCAAGACUAAGACAUUGAACUUUUGGUGUGUGGAUAUAGACAUUCCCAUUGAUGUAAGUAUCCCAGUUCUCUACAAUUAUUUCAAGUACACAGCUUUUUAUGAGGACUCUUUGGAGUCAUAUUGGACGCCAUUUAGCUCUUCCUGUUUUCGGGAUUCCAGUACCCAAAACUGGUCGCAGGAUAAAUUUUUCAAUAUUUUGUUCUUUAAAUUAGCAUUUUUUGGUAGCAUCUAUAAAUAUCCAUUCUAA
Molecule: messenger RNA, 837 nt
Organism: Pecten maximus
Lineage: Eukaryota; Metazoa; Mollusca; Bivalvia; Pectinida; Pectinidae
Exons: 2
Coding region: 121-837 (238 amino acids)
Source: RefSeq, a predicted model, not a curated record